UACUCGUUUUUGUCAACUGUUUAAAGAAAUAAAAUUUAAAAACUUAAAUUGUAAAAUCUAACGAAAAUGGAACGAUGGGAUGGAAAAGUAGCGGUGGUGACGGGUGCAUCAUCUGGUAUUGGUUUAGAAACAGCCAAAGCUUUAGUGCGAAAUGGAAUGAUCGUUGUAGGCUUAGCACGAAGACUAGAGACAAUGCAGGAUACCAUGAAAGAUGUUACUGGACCAGGUAGAUUCUAUGCUAAGAAAUGUGAUAUUUCAAUUGAGAGUCAAGUCAUAGACGUCUUUAAGUGGAUAGAAAAGCAUUUAAAAACCGUUCACAUACUUGUGAAUAACGCUGGGUUGGGUUACCAAUCGUCUCUUCUAGAUCUAAAAACUGAUGAUAUGUUGCAAAUUAUAAACGUAAACAUCGUUGGGCUUUUACAUUGUACACGACAAUCGAUGAAACUUAUGAUAGACAACCAGCAUGAAGCUCAUAUCGUCAAUAUAAAUAGCAUUUUUGGACAUAGAGUUUCAAAAUUGUCAAAAACCAAUAUUUAUCCAGCAACGAAACAUGCGGUCACUGCUUUGAGCCAAACAUUGAUUGCUGAAAUAAAGGGUGAUAAAAUUAGAGUAACGAGUAUUAGUCCGGGAAUUGUUGCGACUGAGUUUUUUGAAAAAUACGGUUUAGAUCCAAAUAUUUUGAAUACCUUUCCAUCCAUUAAACCCCAAGAUGUUGCUGAUUCUAUUAUACAUGUAAUCUCAGCCCCACAACACGUGGAAAUAACUGAACUGACAAUCAAACCACUUGGACAACUUUGGUGAAAUUGGAACAACUCGAAUUUAUUUUUUUCAAUUGUCAAUAUGCAAUAAAGUUUAUUCAUAUUUUUUUGAAAGACAAAAAUUUACUUUGUAACAACAUAUAAACAUUGCAAGGUGCUUCCAUCUAUUAAUUGAUUUCCAUAAUCAUAAAAACAUGUUUUUAGUUGCUGCUCUAUUUGAUUUAUUUGACAU
Phymastichus coffea is the source of this 990-nucleotide messenger RNA. RefSeq names its product farnesol dehydrogenase-like. The coding region runs from base 67 to 801 and encodes 244 amino acids. NCBI's taxonomy places the organism in Eukaryota, Metazoa, Arthropoda, Insecta, Hymenoptera, Eulophidae. The record is from RefSeq and is a predicted model, not a curated record. The transcript has 5 exons.